Messenger RNA from Oryzias melastigma (Indian medaka), 796 nucleotides. It is a transcript of the gene nppcl2, whose product is annotated as C-type natriuretic peptide 2. Gene Ontology annotation, cellular component: extracellular region. The record is from RefSeq and is a predicted model, not a curated record. Bases 168 to 542 code for a protein of 124 amino acids. The transcript has 3 exons. Gene Ontology annotation, biological process: receptor guanylyl cyclase signaling pathway; cGMP biosynthetic process. Lineage: Eukaryota; Metazoa; Chordata; Actinopteri; Beloniformes; Adrianichthyidae. Gene Ontology annotation, molecular function: hormone receptor binding; hormone activity.
UUGGAGGCAGACUUGGACCCGUCCUCCCCGGGACAGAACCGACCCAGCUGACAGCUUCGUGACUUCACCUGAGACCAGUACCAGCUCUUUCUGGACAGGAACCGGAUCCUCUGGUCCUUCUGGACUCCUGCAGACUCUGGAGCCGGCGGGUUUUGUUCUCGACACAGAUGGCAGUCUGCUCCUCUUCCUCUCUGGUCUUCCUCAUCAUCUUCCUGUCUGUUGCCGUGGAGACCAGACCUUCAUCAGACAGAGAUGAGGAACAAGUUCUAAAGUCUCUGUUUGGCCCCCACCUCAGCUCCCUCAUUCUGGCCCCGCCCACUUCAGAUGAGGGUUCAUCCGGCUCCCUGGACCCCCCGACUCCUUCUGAGGCCGCGGUAACGAUGCAUGGCGAGGCGAAGGUGACAGCUGCCAGGAUCCUGCGGAGCUUCCUGAGCCAGCGGGAGAAAACGAGGAGGUGGGGGCGCAAAACCAUGGUGGCAGGGGGCGGGUGCUUCGGGAUGAAGAUGGACCGGAUCGGCUCCAUCAGUGGGCUGGGCUGUUAGGACACGACGGCAGUGAUGAUCCAUAACUGCAAACCACGUCUGACCUCACCUGCGUGGAGGGCGGAGCCUCUCUGAUGGCCGCCGCCCACAACCAGGAAGGAAGAAAACGUAGAGAAAAACUAUUAAUGACCUCUGACCCAUGGCAGCUCAGCCAGCAGCUAUGAGUGCACGUGAGAGUGCACGUGAGAGUGCACGUACGUGACCUGCGUGUCAUGUGUUGUGAUAUGAGUCAGCAUUAAACAACAGACAAACCA